Molecule: messenger RNA, 240 nt
Organism: Acanthamoeba castellanii str. Neff
Lineage: Eukaryota; Discosea; Longamoebia; Acanthamoebidae
Product: Tim10/DDP family zinc finger superfamily protein
Exons: 1
Source: RefSeq, a predicted model, not a curated record
AUGGCGCAGAUUACGGAUCAGCAGAGGGCGGACUUCUACCGAAAGCAGGAGGAGAGCGUUGGCCAGCAGCUGUUCCAGCAGAUGGUCCAGACCACCAAGAACCGGUGCUUCAAGACCUGCGUCACCCGCCCCGGUGCCGCCCUGUCCAAGGAUGAGCAGAAGUGCCUCAUCAACUGCGUCGAUCGCUUCUUCGAGGCGCGCGCUAUCGUCAUGCACUCCUACAACAAGGUUUACCAGAGC